Molecule: messenger RNA, 2223 nt
Organism: Pistacia vera
Lineage: Eukaryota; Viridiplantae; Streptophyta; Magnoliopsida; Sapindales; Anacardiaceae
Product: pentatricopeptide repeat-containing protein At2g02980, chloroplastic
Exons: 1
Coding region: 45-1868 (607 amino acids)
Biological process (GO): RNA modification
Molecular function (GO): RNA binding; protein binding; zinc ion binding
Source: RefSeq, a predicted model, not a curated record
UUUGCAUUCCCUCCACAAGCAAACCAAUCAAUUCAAUAGCUGCAAUGGCUACUACCCCAUCUCUACCAAUAACUCAAUUUUCUCCCACAAAACUUGAUGGAAACACAAACGCAUUUUCCCAAAGAAUUGACACUACUAACCCACUUUCUCUGCUACCCAAAUGCACCUCUCUUAGAGAGCUCAAGCAAAUCCAAGCCUUUACCAUCAAAACCCACCUUCUAAAUGACCUCAAUGUCGUAACAAAACUCAUAAAUUUCUGUACCCAGCACCCGACUACCUCAUCAAUGGACCAUGCCCAACACCUGUUUGACGGAAUUUCGGAACCAGACAUUGCUCUGUUUAACACCAUGGCUCGCGGUUAUUCCCGCUCCAAAACACCAUUUCGAGCAAUUUGUCUCUUUGUUCAAGUUUUGAACUCUGGUCUUUUUCCUGAUGACUAUACAUUUCCAUCUUUGCUUAAGUCAUGUGCGAGCAUGGGCGCUAAAGCAUUGCAAGAAGGUAAACAAUUGCAUUGUUUUGCUAUCAAAUUUGGGCUGAAUAAUAACGUAUAUGUGUGUCCUACACUUAUCAAUAUGUAUGCGGAGUGUAAUGAUGUGGAUGCUGCUAGGCGGGUUUUUGAUAAGAUAUCAGAACCGUGUGUUGUGUCAUAUAAUGCAAUAAUCACUGGUUAUGCUCGAACUAGUAGGCCAAAUGAGGCAUUAUCGCUGUUUCGCGAAUUGCAAGAGAGAAAUAUUAAGCCUACAGAUGUUACUAUGCUUAGUGCUUUAUCAUCUUGUGCUUUGUUAGGAGCAUUGGAUUUAGGGAAGUGGAUACAUGAAUAUAUUAAGAAAUACAGGUUUGAUAAGUAUGUUAAAGUGAAUACUGCUCUUAUAGAUAUGUAUGCAAAGUGUGGGAGCUUGGAUGAUGCUGUUUCUAUCUUUAAUAACAUGAGUGUGAGAGAUACACAAGCUUGGUCGGCAAUGGUUGUGGCAUAUGCAACUCAUGGGCAGGGUUACAAAGCCAUAUCGAUGUUUGAGGAAAUGAAAAAGGCACAAUUAAGUCCUGAUGAUAUUACAUUUUUGGGUCUUUUGUAUGCUUGCAGUCACACUGGAUUAGUGGAAGAAGGUUGCAGGUAUUUUUAUAGUAUGAGGGACAAGUAUGGGAUUAUUCCUGGGAUCAAGCAUUAUGGAUGUAUGGUGGAUUUACUUGGUCGAGCAGGACGUUUAGAUGAGGCUUAUAGGUUAAUUGAUGAAUUACCUAUCACGCCCACCCCAAUACUGUGGCGAACCUUGUUAUCAGCUUGUAGUAGCCAUGGGAAUCUAGAACUGGCAAAGCAGGUUAUAGAAAGAAUCUUUGAACUAGACAACUCUCAUGGUGGAGAUUAUGUGAUCUUAUCAAACUUGUGUGCAAGAGCUGGGAGUUGGGAAGAUGUGGAUUUCUUCAGGAAGCUGAUGAGGGAUAGAGGUGCUGUGAAAGUCCCUGGCUGUAGUUCCAUAGAGAUAAACAAUGUAGUUCAUGAGUUCUUCUCUGGGGAUGGGGUGCAUUCUGUUUCCACAGAUCUGCACAGAGCACUUGAUGAGUUGGUUAAAGAAUUGAAGAUGGUUGGAUAUGUACCGGAUACUUCUCUAGUCUAUCAUGGGGAUAUGGAAGAUGAAGAGAAAGAAAUUACACUUAGAUAUCAUAGUGAAAAGCUGGCUAUUGCUUUUGGUCUCCUAAACACUCCACCUGGAACAACAAUUCGUGUGGUGAAGAACCUAAGGGUGUGUGGCGAUUGCCAUUCUGCUGCUAAACUUAUAUCAUUAAUUUUUGAUAGGCAGAUAAUCCUGAGAGAUGUCCAACGAUUCCAUCAUUUCAAAGGUGGGAAGUGCUCUUGUGGGGACUUUUGGUAAUAAAAUUGAUUGAACUUAAAUCAUCAGAAUCAUAACAGAGAAGUGCAUACCUUGUGUCUUGUGACUAUUUUCACCCCAAGAAUUAUUGGAGGGGUUGUUGCAGAGAUUUCAUUGCAUCAAGAGCCCACACUUGUGUCCCUUAUCAUGCGAGAGAGCAGAGAUGGAGUAGGUAAAAUCUUGACAAACAACCCCACUUAGUAUAUCAUGUAAUUUACUGGGAUAGAGUAAGUAUAAAUCAAUGGCUUUAAAUGUCGAAAUACUUUCAUGAUGUAAAGAAAGAAAUUUUGUUUUUCCUUGUAUCUUUGACUGUUUGAUCAUAGUCUACAUGUAAAUGUAUAGUAUACUGUCAGAUCCU